CAGUCAUGGCUAGUAAAGACAAAGACUACAGGUUGAUCACACUUAUAUCAGACAUUUGUCCUUUGCCUUUGAGAAAGUAUUUCUUAAACUUGGCACAAUCAGACGCUAGUCCAGGCGUACCUUUUACUACACUUGAUACUUACAUGACAUUUCGCAAAUUAGAUGUUGAGAAACUUGUGAAGCUUCCACCAAAAUCCAUACGGAAAGAUCAAUUUAACUUGAUAUAUCCGAAUGCUGACGAAACAAAAUGGGACGUAAGCUUACUAUCGAGUCUAUUACUUGGACUGUUUGGGAGACAGAUGCUAAAUGGUGAGGAUCAGUAGAUAAAAAUUAUCCGUGAAAUUCGCAACAAGCGCCAACACAAGCCGGGAAACAUAGUUACAGAAGAUAGUGAAUUUGACACAGUUUGGAACGAUAUUGAGACAGCGACUCUAACGUUAGCCCAGAUUGUUGGAGGAAGAACGUAUGAAGAUGAGAUAAGGAACCUUAUAGAAGAUGUUAAGAUUAACAAUCUUCCGAGACUUGGUGACACACUUAAAUCUUGGUACGAGGAUAUCAUUGUUCAACUUCGAAGUGAAAUUGAAGAACUCAAAGACACAUCCAAUAGGUCGCUAGGGAUCCUUGAGGCAACCACAGUAAAGCGAAAAUCUUCCUCAGGUGGGAAGAGUAAAAGACAGAAAAUAGAUGACCCUGUUCUAAAGAAGUUAAGAGGUCAUUUUGAGCAAACACUGGCUAGAGAACUUCCUGAAGAUUUUGAGCCGCACGAAGAAGAAGGCGCAGUUCGGCGUAAAUUGCAAGAUAAUCACUACGUCGUGGUUAGCGGCCAUGAGAACACUAGUUACCUUGCAACUGUAUUAUCUGCCAUCAAAAGUUCGGGCAACUACCUCAUGCCCAGAUGUGUUGAAAUAAAAAAGUUAGACGAUUGGAGACAUGUGGACCCGGAGGAAACGGAUCUUGUGAUAUACUGCGAACCUUUCCAUGACCGUGUUGUUAUAGACGACCCUCGAAGCCGGAGAGAAUUAUGUGAUACAUUUCAAAGCAUGCAAGAUUCUGCUAAAAUGCCAGACAAAGAAUCUAGAGUAGAUGUUGUGAUAGUGUCAGAACAUUCAAUGGUUGAAGCCUGGAAGGAACACAAUGACAUGCAAUUAUUUGAAGAUGUCGUAGAGCUGUAUCGACCAACAGCAGAAGAAACCCCACUUGAUGUCGAAAAACGCUAUAAAUCGUGCAAGAGACGUGGUGCUGGCGAUGUUCUGGGAAAUAUGCUAGCUUAUUCAGAUGCAUACAUUAAACAAUGGAGAACUGACGAAAUAGACCAAGCAUUGAUGGAUUCAGCGAAAGAGAAGUUCAAGAAAAAGGCACUCGUAAUCACCGGACCUAAGGGAAGUGGGAAGACCAAUUUUGCUGUGAAUCUUGUGUCCACUUGUUAUGAGGAGAAUCAAUGUGUAGUUCUUACAGAAACAAGUGAAUGGAAACACGUGAUCCUCGGUGAAGUCAGCGUAAUAAUUAUUGACGAAUUUGCAGGCAAAUUCAAAUAUAACGCAUCCACGACUGAAGGAUGGCUAAAUAAGUUUGACUUGAUCUAUGCUGCUGUGGUCCAAGGAAAAGUCAAUGUGAUAGUAACUUGUGAAACAACCCGUUUUAAGAAGGUAUUAAAGACUUAUUCUGGACAUGCUCUGCUGAACCACAGAAUCCAGAUGCCAGGUAGAGGUACUGGAAACAUUACAGUUAAGGAGGAACCCCUAUCUCCAUUUUCUGAUUCAUCAGAUACUCCCGAAAUGGAUGAAGCAGUUGUCACUUAUUCAAGGGAAGAUAAAAGAGAGGCUCCAGGGCGAAAUGUAAAAGAAAACUUGCCCGAAUAUAGGUCAAUCAGAGACAUAAACAUUGAUAUAGCUCUGUUUGACUAUUGUGAAAUGCCAGAUGGGACGGUUGUCUGCAUUGGAUACUCUAGAGCCGAUGUUUUAAAAGAAUAUAUAACAAAGCUUAAUUUGAGAAAUUGUACGAUGGAGGGACCUUUUAAACUCGAUUAUCAGUUAAAUUGUAUAUCCUUUCCCGAAGGACAGGAGAUUAUUAUCUUCACGCAGGAAAAAAACAAGAUGCAGCAUGCGACCGUUAAUGACUCGGGCAUAGAACUUGGAGAAAUUAAAAACAUACCGGUUAAUCAAGGCUGGAAGAAGGUGCGCGUACAUGGAGGGAAAUACAUUAUAUGCACGAAUGUGUCUGUUUGUAUUUAUGACCAGACCUGGAAACGUAUUCGUGAAAUUACGCACGAUCGCGAUAAUAAUCCUUUAUUUUAUGACACCUUACCCUCUAGUGAAAGCAAACAAAGUAAAAACAGACAUAUUACAGAUAUUACAACAGGGGAAGAACUUUUCUUUGUCAGCUCAAGGGUGAAAAUUGUGGUUUGUAAUUAUGAUGGAGAUGUAACGCGGGUAUUUCGAGCUGAAGCAAAAGGCAUUGCCGUUUAUAGCGAGCAACUGCUACUCACAUGGUCAGAUCACAUAGUUUCAGUCUAUUCCGUUACAGGAGUAUUUAAAAAAAUGCUGCUUCAUGAAAACCACAUGAGUAGUUUGUUUUAUUCAAAAAAGAAUAAAAUGUUGUUCCUUAGAAAAUUCGAUAAUGAAAAAAUAGUUUGUAUUGAAGAUAGCUCUACUUGAAAUUGACAUGAUUUAUAAAUGGCAAAAAAUGUGAUAUCCUAACUAAUUACAAAAUCACUUUCCACCACAAGAAGUUAUGAUAUUCGUACAUAUAUAUUUACUACCGAUAAAAUUUAAGCAAUUAAACUAUUAAAUUUGAAUGAGAGAUUUAUUCUGACGCACCUUGGGUUCAUAUUCAUCAACGUUUAAAGUAUAUAUUAUUAUUAUUAUAAUAGAGUUACACCUUUCAUUUUGCACGAGUGAUUGUUAUAUAAGUAUAAACUACGAGGUCUUAAGUAUGCAGCUAUAGGUUGCUCAGAAAAGUUUUAUGGUACGAAUAUGCUAAGCUAUAACAAUAAGUGCAUGUUGAAUGUUUCCGAGUUUCAUUCUUUGAACGUUGAUGCAUGCGUGUCUAGUUGUCAGAAGUGUCUUAAAUUUUUUUACCUUGGCGAAAUCCAUCUCCGAAGUUGUGUUAUUGCAAUAGUAAUAAAUACAAAUAUUUUUUCUGGCGAGUAUAUCCUAAUUUUAUUCCCGAGUUAAGAAGAUAUGAGUAUAAACAGCAGUUUGUGAAACUGGUAUACGCAUUCAAUAUUUGGUAGAAAAAAAAAAUCACUAGGUACCUGAAAACCAGUACAGCAGACAUAAAAUGUCUAUUUUCAAUUUUCUAUUUUCAAUGUGUACCAGUAUAAGAAUAUUUUACUUGUUCAAAUCGUGCAUUUCAGAUUUUCAUUUUUGCAGAGCCUGUCUUUUGUUUUGUAUCAAAACAUUACUUUUGAAAAGACGAUACUUUUAUAAGCUUUUGUCAAACAGAAAUUUUUCGAAACUUGAUGCUCUUUGGACAUCAGAUUUUGUUUAAAGAUGUGCUAGUCCAAACAGUAGGCCAGUCUAUACGAUCAUUCCGACAUAAACCUUUACAAAAAAUACUUCUUUUAGUACUAGAAGGGCGCCCGCCCGGUUAGCUCAGUAGGUAGAGCGUUGGUCUACGGAUCUCGGGGUCGUGAGUUUGAUCCUCGGGCGGGUUGUAUGUUCUUCGUGACUAUUUGAUAAACGACAUUGUGUCUGAAAUCAUUAGUCCUCCACCUCUGAUUCAUGUGGGGAAGUUGGCAGUUACUUGCGGAGAACAGGUUUGUACUGGUACAGAAUCCAGGAACACCGGUUAGGUUAACUGCCCGCCGUUACAUGACUGAAAUACUGUUGAAAAGCGGCGUUAAACCUAAAAACAAAAAAAAAAAGUACUAGAUGGUCAAAUGUACUGAAACUCGUGCUUUUUGUUUAAUAUUAUUUUGUUUAAGUUAGAUUAAGAGUCGCAUCGAUAUAUUUCAAGUCAUAUGGCGGUAUUCUCAGCUUUGACGGCAGAGAAAGAUGCCGGGUAUACCUCAAAAUAUUGUUUCUGGCAUGGACAGGCACCUGGGUAGAACCAACAACCUUCCGUAAGCUAGGUGGAUAUCUUCCUCACAUGAAGACUUCUACAUCACAAUCGAGGUUUUGAGCCCAUAUCGGUGAUUGUCAAGUGAUCAUAACCACUUGGCAACGUAGGACCCCGACUGCAAAUUUGGUGGUUCUUCUUAGAAUACAAACAAAUUAAGUCGGCAUCUGAAGGAUUCUUGUUGCUAGGAAUAAAUAGGAAACAUUAUGGGAGAAAACUUUCCUGAAAUCCAAAUAGCUGUAGCUUAGUAUUUAGUUUAUUCUUUUUAACUUAUUUUUAACGUGUAUCAAACUUACACACGUUAUGACCAUGGGAUAAAAAUCAUUAACCUGGAGUAAAAAGUGGCCACUUGUUUUACAUCUAGACAUACCGUAACGAAGUUCAAUUCCUUCGAUUAUGACGAUAUGUCUUGACACUUUCGAUUUGUAACAUUUAUAAUCUAUAAUAAUUUAUAUGAAAACCUAGACUUUGAUAAUCUAUUUCAUUGUCAUUGAAAAAUAAAUUCAAGAUAUCAGCUGCAACAUCAGAUACUAUAGACGGAUGUGCAUUUAGGCGUUGCAAAUACUUCGCGUAUUUUGUAUUGCUUGAAAUUUUAUGGUUGUUUUACGUUGUUUUUUGUUGCUGUUUUUUUUUUCAGUAAAACAACCGAAAUUUCAGGUUGAGAUCAUUACAAUACAUCUUUUUAUUAGGUUAAGUGUGUAUUAUUCAAAUACGCUUGGCUGGUUUGGUAUUUGGACCAGUUGAAUAGAAAUAAGAAUACGUAUGAAGAUUUUGAAUUACUUAAUGAAAUUCGUAAAUAAAUUGUAUUUCAAACUGACCUGGGUUUAUUCUUUAUAAUUAGUAUUGUAGUGUGAUUGUCAGUAACGUGUCAUACAAAGUGUUUAAAGUCUUCCUUCGGAUUGCGAUCAACAUGUGUAAGUUUUCUUUUUUUUUCCAAUAUUUAUGUCAUUUUUUAUAAUUGCUCAUUAUUGUUAUUAUGAAGUAAAACCAGUGAUUGGUCGAGUUUUAUGCGUUAUUUAAUCAUAAAACACCCAUGUAUAGUUCAUCAUCAUCUCUACUUACCGCUUAACGUAAUCAGAGAUGCGUUUCAGUUUGUGCAUCUCAAAUUUCCCUUAUUUUUGUUUGUUUGUUUGUACAGCCUAGCAAAUUGAUGUAUAUGUGUGUAAAUGUUUUUGUGUAUCCUCAUGUCACAAUUGUAUUUGUUCUGGGAGUAUUAAAUUAACUGUAAACUGUAA
This is a messenger RNA of Mercenaria mercenaria, 5294 nucleotides long. RefSeq lists its product as uncharacterized. The record is from RefSeq and is a predicted model, not a curated record. NCBI's taxonomy places the organism in Eukaryota, Metazoa, Mollusca, Bivalvia, Venerida, Veneridae. The transcript has 7 exons. Bases 888 to 2654 code for a protein of 588 amino acids.